ACGACCAGUGACAAUCCGAGCUCGGGGAAAAUAAGUGUGGUUUUUCAGUUGUGAGUUUUAUGUUUUGCUUGCGAUUAAACAGUUUUUCUAACAAAAAAGGGACAACCUCUGUGUCUAGUUGCAGCCAUUGGAUAAAAAAUGGUGAACACUCGACGUUCGGAGUCACACUCUGGUCACCAUCACCGAACAAGGGGAUCGACCAAACUAGUAGAAGAUCAAGAUUCGGGUUCGACUAGUGCGAAAGAAAAAGACAGUGAUUCAGACCGGACCAAUAGUGAUGAUGAAACAUCUUCAAAUAGCCCUUUGGUGAAGCCGCAAAGUCAGCUGAAAAAGAAGCCUGUAGAGCCAAAAGUUUCCACAAAGGUCGUGACUAUACAACGAGAGUUUGAAACAAAAUUUAACACAACUGGAUCCACAAGGAACACUCAUAAACAGAUAUCGUUAGAGCGAAGAAGAUUGGCAGUUUAUGCCAGUAGGAAAAUGGAAGACGAGUUACUAGAAAACACUAAUUUUUCUGAAGGAGAAUAUUAUAAAAAUCCAAGAACACAUCGGCAAAAUCGACUAACAAAAAAAACGCGUAUGCUUCGACGAUCAGCCCUAUCCUUGCGACCGAUUCGGCAAAAAUGUUAUGCCGAUCAUUCUGCAAGCCAUAUGGAUACAGAUAGUGAUAUUGCUUUGCCGAGUUCCACUAGAAGACCCAGAAAUAUCGAAGGAAGUUGGCUUGCAGAUAGCCAAAUGCAUAAAGUAGGAUAUCCGAAUAUGAAUGUGGAAUAUUCGGAAGAAGAUAGCCGCGAUGUGCCUGAUGAAAAUGUAGAGACGCAAAGAGCUACUCGACAUUCCCGAAGAAUGACAAAACCUGGAUAUUACUACGAAGCUUAUGAUGAUAGCCCGACAAUUGCGCGUAGGACGCGUCGAUCUGGAAGACGUGUGGUGAGAAUGGUCCAUACUGAGCUUACUAACAGCGACUCAAACAACAAGGAAAAUAAGGAAGACGAAAAACCCUUGAAAACCAGAAGCUCAAAAACGGAGCGAAAUACAGAUGAAGACAGCAAGUCGAGCAAAGACGUGGAAGUCGAUGAUAUCAAACAGGAAGAAGUUAAGGAACCUGGUAUGGAAGAGAAGAUUACACAACAAAGAUCCGGUAGUGAAGAACAGGUGACAAAAGAAAGGGUUACGGCUAGGAGAAACACUAGACAAAGCCGACUUCGCAUUCGACAAAACAUAAAUCAUGAGAGAGAUAAAGAGACGGAAUCGGAGAGCUUAGAGACUGAGGAAGACGAAGGCGGGCGAAAAUACUCAUUGAGAAAUAGACCACUAAAAGCUGCACCCAAAGCAAUGCAAACGUAUGUGUUACGUGAAAGGAGAAGCAGAAGAAUCUUCACAAGACGCCGCAGGAAAAGUUCAUCAAGCUCUGAUUCUUCGUCGAGUUCGGAAGACCGUUUUAGAAAAACUCCAAAAAACCAACAUAUGAAGAAGGAAAUGCUCAAAACGGGAGCUGGCGGUCCCAGGAACAUUGAACCGAUUAAACCGGAGAUGCUGGACCAAUCUGUGCGAUUUAGCAGCAUUGGAGGCUUGCAGAACCACAUCCAGUGCUUGAAGGAAAUGAUUUUACUUCCAAUGAUGUAUCCAGAAGUGUUCAAACAAUUUCAGGUUCAACCACCCAGAGGCGUACUAUUUCAUGGUCCACCAGGUACCGGUAAAACUUUGAUUGCCAGAGCGCUGGCAAACGAAUCCAGCUUUGGAAACCGCAAAGUGGCGUUCUUUAUGAUGAAGGGUGGCGAGUUGUUGAGUAAAUGGCUUGGGGAAUCCGAGAAACAAUUACGGACACUUUUCGAGCAGGCAGCCGAAAUGAAGCCUUCCAUUAUAUUCUUCGACGAGCUGGACGGCCUGGCUCCAAUAAGGUCUUCAAGACAAGACCAAGUGCACGCGAGUAUUGUUUCCACACUUUUAGCCCUGAUGGAUGGCUUAAGCGAUAGGGGCGAAGUGAUUGUUAUUGGGGCUACAAAUCGGAUAGAUGCCAUCGAUCCGGCUUUGAGAAGACCCGGCAGGUUCGAUCGAGAGUUGUUCUUUCCUUUACCAUCGAAAACGGAAAGAGAAGACAUUUUGAAAGUUCAUGUUGCUAAGUGGUCGCAACCUCCUAGUGACGAGCUGGUAGGGACUUUGGCAGAAAGCACUGUUGGUUACUGUGGAUCGGACUUGAGAGCGCUCUGUUCCGAAGCCGUUAUUCAAAGUUUCAGACGAACAUACCCACAAGUUUACAAUUCGGACCACAGAUUGUUACUGCAACCUGAAAGCGUUAAGGUGAACAAGGUAGAUUUUUUGAGGGCCAAGUCGAUGCUGGUUCCGGCCUCACAUAGAGUAGCCUCGGGUUUGGGGAAAAAGUUACUUAACAUUUUGGAACCAUUGCUGGGACCAGUAAUUAAAAACGCAUUAGAUACUUUGGAGCAAACUUUCCCACACGGCUUGAACUCUUCAUUGGCCAAAGUGAAACUUUCGGCAAGCUUAAGACCGGCGCAAUUACUUCUGGCUGGAGAUGGUGCUCAGCACGGUCAAUCGAAUCACAUCGGCCCAGAUUUGCUGUUUAGGAUGGAACAUAUUCACUCCUAUCUGUUGGAUUUAGCCACGCUGUAUCGCGAACCAGGAAGAUUGCCUGAAGAAGCAUGUAUUCAGAUAUUCAAUGAAGCAAGAAAGAAUGUUCCAAGCAUAAUAUAUAUUCCAAAUAUAGACCGCUGGUGGAAACUGGCCUCUGAUACUGUUAAAGCGAUCUACUUGUCCCAAUUGAAGGAAAUUGACCCCAAUGUUCCUAUCUUGAUUUUGGCUGCAGCAGACGUCUCCUAUAACCAACUUCCCAAAGAGAUUCGAGAGCUAUUUUCACAUUACCGGAAGGAAAUUCAAGAAGUAUCUGCCCCGAAGGCUGAAGCUCGUCGUCAGUUUUUCAGAAAUAUAAUCGAUAUCUGCUUGAGACCUAUAAGAGAGGCCAGGGACCGUCCAGUAACCCCUCCGUCGCUACCUCGAGAAGACACUCCGCCGCCUAUACAGCUGACUGAGGAGCAAGCUCAAAAACUUUAUGAGACUGAAGAGCACACAUUAAGGGAAUUGAGAAUAUUUUUGCGAGAUAUGUGUAAAAAGCUCGCCAAUAAUAAAUUAUUUUUUAUGUUUACCAAACCCGUCGACACCGAAGAAGUACCUGAUUAUACAGAAAUUAUAAAGCAACCGAUGGAUUUGGAAACGAUGAUGACCAAAGUUGAUUUUCAUCGCUAUGAAUGUGCCAAAGACUUUUUGCAGGAUAUCGAUUUAAUUUGUGAGAAUGCUCUAGAAUACAAUCCGGCUAAUAAAUCUUGCAGGAGCUCUGCAGAUAAGCAAAUCAGACAUCGAGCGUGCUCGUUGCGCGAUUAUGCCUAUACGUUGAUUAAGACUGAAAUGGACAGCGAUUUUGAGGAUAAAUGCCAAGAUAUUAAAAAGCAGCGGAAACAAAGAAAGGCUUGCACUGCGAAAUAUUUACCCUCUUACAUGAUUACACCAAAUCUCCAACAACUUAACCUAGAUAUAGAAGAAAAAGGUUCUGUUGAAAUUGGCGAUGUUGAUUCGCAAGAUACUCCGGAUAGGUCACGAAAUACAAUAUCUCGCAUAAAGAAACGCAGGAUUAGAUGUAACUGGCAGAAUGGAUACUUAAAAAGGAAAUCCAAGAGACAAAAACUGGACAUACCGGCAAACAAGUCGAAAGAGAAAAUAUCUAGUGAUGAAUCCAAAAACGAUCCUGAUAGUAGCACCAUAGAAAUACCAACCACUGUUGAAGAUGCUUCUUGCAAAUCUGUCGAUACUAAUACUACCUUAAGCAUUAACUGUGAUAAUCACAAAGAAGUUUCAUCAUCACAUAUGACACGGUCAACAGAUAAAAUGUCUUGCGAUUUGCUUAGCCCCUCUGAAUUAUUGGAUAUUCCUUUAUAUUUUGAUGAAAUCGAUCAGGCCUUACAUGAAAACGGAACCGAAAAGUCCAAACAAAUCGAGUGUUCCGAAACCGAUUUAGAAAAGCUGCUAGAUCAAAUCGUUAAAGGCACAGAAGGAUUUUCUCUUAGCCAGCUUCUGGAUCUUUACAACCAGUUUGGGGACAUUAUCAAGAAAUUUUCCAAAACGCAUAUUAGGCACCCACUGCCAAACGAGUUACUCAAGGAAUAUCUUAGAUUUAAAAAAUCUUGUAGCAUUGAUGUCGCCAAAGGAACGUUGAGAACAUAUUAGUGAUAAUUUCACUGCCAGAUGCAUUAUUGCUUUACUCCCAAUAUUUAUAUCAGUAUUUGUACUGCUGUAUAGUACUUAAUAUCAAUUUAUGUAGAUAGUUUUAAAUAUUAUUUUUAUUACUUAAUAUACAGCUCAUGGAAAAUUAGUAUAAAUGAUGUUUGGUGUUUUUAAACGUUUCGUCACUCGUCUCUUUCAAAAUUGCAGUUUCAUGUCUAAAAGUGUUUGCCAUUUCUUAUUAAUAAGUGCAAUCAUUUCCUGUUCCAAUGUCAUCUUUGAUUUUACCUAAGAUAUUUGCAAAGUGAUUUACUGUGUGCCUUUCAUUUACAAUUUAUCAAAUAAUAAUCUCUAAACGUGCAAGGUUCAAUAACAAAAUCGAUUUACUAUUUCUUAUCUAAUAGCAAUGAACAGGGUUUUAAAACAUGUAUCAGUAACAUACAAAACAAUGAGACGUUCUGAAUUUUGUUUUAGAAGAUUGGCGCUUAGAAUAAGAAUAUAAUUCUAAAAGUGUGUUGAAAUAAACUGUGUAAAUAUC
Molecule: messenger RNA, 4768 nt
Organism: Dendroctonus ponderosae (mountain pine beetle)
Lineage: Eukaryota; Metazoa; Arthropoda; Insecta; Coleoptera; Curculionidae
Product: ATPase family AAA domain-containing protein 2
Exons: 24
Coding region: 139-4236 (1365 amino acids)
Biological process (GO): positive regulation of transcription by RNA polymerase II
Cellular component (GO): nucleus
Molecular function (GO): chromatin binding; ATP hydrolysis activity; histone binding
Source: RefSeq, a predicted model, not a curated record